This is a messenger RNA of Microbotryum saponariae, 2099 nucleotides long. Lineage: Eukaryota; Fungi; Basidiomycota; Microbotryomycetes; Microbotryales; Microbotryaceae. The record is from the annotation of a GenBank genome assembly.
AUGACCUCCAAAGAUGUGCGCGACAUUCUGCAAAUCAGUUCGACCUCUACCACCGGUCCGGGACUCUCCUCCACCAGCACCUCCCGCCGUUCCAACCCGACCAGUGCGCCUCCCAACUCCCGCAAAGGUGCUGCCCGACCCGCCGGCGUGACUCGCGAACUGUUCGCUUUGAUCGGUCACAAUGCCCCUUCUUUGGUUUUGGCGCAAUCGACGACGAGUAAACCGCAGUUCAAGUCGAGGAUUGGGGUCGGGAAAGAUGGCAAGGGUCUGGGAGGCGGUUUGGCGGGUAGGAGAGGGGGAACGAAGUGGACUUGGACCGCGUUUGUGAACCCUUCUAGAGGGGCCAAGGUAGAGGACUUGCAGAAGUUGAGGGAGGCGGAGAAGAAGGUGGUCGAGAGAGCGCAGGGGGAUGAGAAAGUUGUGGGCGUUGAAGCGGAGGAGGAGGAACAAGCGGGGGAAGAUCAAAGCUCUCGCAUCAACCCCAGGGCCAAACUCCAACUUCGACAUUGGGUCCGGGACCUCCCCGAAUCGGAACAACAACCCGUAUUGGACUCCAGGUUCUCCAAGUUCAAUACGUCGAGUCAACCCAUGUCGUACACAGAUCAGGAGUACGAUCGGUGGCUGAGAAGUAGGUUUUCCUGGACUCAUCGAAUGCCACGCCCCUUCCGAGCUGAUGAGUACGAUACCGGGAGCCUACAGAUCUUGAUCCUACUUGGACGAAGGAUGAGACGGAUCAUUUGUUUGAACUCGCGCGCACGUACGACAUUCGCUUCAUCGUCAUGGCCGAUCGAUGGCAGCAUACCUCGGAGCGCUCCGUUGAGGUCAGUCCAUUCGUCCAGGAGGGGGGUUCCAGCCGAUGUAGCUUUGAAAGCUGACCUCUACUGCCAUCCCUUUCGGUUCAGAUGCUCAAACAACGUUAUUACUCGAUCUCGCGCGAGCUGUUGAAGCAACGCCCGCCCCCAGCGACGCUCGCUCCGGAGGACAAGGACAAGUGGGACAAGCAGCGCCAGGACGCCAUCUCGAGCAUGCAGUUCGAUAUGAGUGAGUUUUGACUCGUUUGUCGUGGUGUUGUUGUUAUAUUGUAGGAGCGAUGGCUGAAUGGAUUGGCCGUUUGAUCCCCGACUCUCCCCACCGCAUCACAGACCGAGAAGUGGAACGCAAAGCCUACCUACGGUCCUUGCUGUCCCGUACGCCUAAACAGAUCGCCGAAGAAGACUUCCUCUACAUCGAAACACGGCGCAUCGAACAACAGUACAACAAGAUGGCGACCGAGCGAGCCGAAUUGCUCAAGAUACUUGGAGGAAGGGAAGGGAUCGGUGCGGCACCGGGUGUACCUUUGGGUGUUGGUGGAGGGGCGAAAGGGGCGGCCACUACGCAGGCGCAGAAGGUCGAGGAGAGUAAGAAGAAGAAGGGGCAGACGGGUUGGGAGUUGGAAGGACUCAAUGGGGGUGGGUUGCCCGAAGGGUGGGCGGGAGAGGGCAGUGUUCGAAAGGCGACGCCGGCGCAAGGUGAGUGGUCUCUGGAUAGAGAUCAGAUCAGGUUGUCGGUGAGGUGGAGAUUGACCUUGAUAUCCUGGUUCAAUAGACGCUGCAAACUGCAUCGAACGGCAUCCUGCCCCAUCGGUCUCGGCCCCGAAAGCUAGUCCCUGGCCAUCCGUCGGCGUCCGUUCCUCGCGCAUCGCAUCCGUCAAACCCGGCGUCGCCGCCAAAGUCUCUUCGGCGCUCGUCGAACUCGGCAUCUCGACGCAUCUCAUCAUGCCCACCAAAGGCAACAUAGAGAAACUCGACCAACUGCAGGCGACACUGAGUCGAAUGGUCGAAUUGAAAAAGGCCGUCGAUCGAUGCCAAGCCGAGAUCAAGACGUUCACCAAGAAGAGGGACGUGUUGCUCGCUACGCAGGGUGGUCCACCUGUUCCAGCUUCGGCUUCGGUUACUCCGGCUCCGGAGAAGUUGGCGACACCGGCACCGAUGGAGAUGGAAGGUGAACAGGUCAAGAAGGAGGAAGGGGACGAUGCGGGGUCGAACAAGACUGAUCAGAGGGUGAGUCUGAGGGUUGCUUGGGCGUGUACAGGCUGGACGGUUGGAAGUCAGGAUCGCUAA